Molecule: messenger RNA, 660 nt
Organism: Camelina sativa (false flax)
Lineage: Eukaryota; Viridiplantae; Streptophyta; Magnoliopsida; Brassicales; Brassicaceae
Source: RefSeq, a predicted model, not a curated record
AUGGCACUCAAGGAAGGCUCUGCAUCCACCACCGAUGUUGAAGCAGCCACGCAGACAAUGAUAGUAAAUCUUACGAAGCAAAGAAAGGAAAUCGAUGAGAUUACUAAUUCACUGUCAAUGGCUGAUCUAGAGGAUAUUUUAUUGAAGGAAAUUGAUGAAGAUGUCAAAAAUGCAUUUAAAAAGAAAACAAAAAAGGUGGAAGAAUAUGUUUGCAAUUACGAUAAUCAUGAAGAGGCGUUUGGAAAUAAUCAUGAUACCAUAUUCGUUAAGGGAUUCGAUUGUUCCCUUUCUAGGGAUGAUAUCAAGAGCUCAUUGGAAAAACACUUUGGUUCAUGUGGAGAGAUCUCUAGGGUUUUUGUUCCGUUUGAAUGCAAAACCGGUUCUCCCUUGGGAUAUGCUUUCAUUGAUCUGAGGAAUGACGCAAAGAAGGCGUUAACACUAGAUGGAAGUUAUAUGGGAAGUCUGAAGCUUGAGGUUGUGAUGGCUAACUCUAGAACCGAAUCUGUUCGCUAUCCUAACUUUAGUGGGUGUGGACGUUGUUCCCUUAAUCUGAAAAAGCGCAACUACGCCGAGUUCUCGAGAACUGGUGGUGGUUGUUUAACGCCCAGGACUCCUGAGCUCGACGGCAUGUUUGCUGAGGAUGCAUUGCACUUCUUCUGA